AUGUCAACCAUUGCACACAUGUUUCAUUUCAUUUCACGUUUUCAUUGAAUUUAAAGUUUUUUUUAUAAAUUAUUUCAAAUUAUAUUGAAUUCAAAGAAUGGGUCGAAAACGCAAAGAGGAAGAUGUGAGCGAUGAAGACAUCGAUUUCGAGGAUAUCGACGGCGAGGAACCGUUGGAGCAAACUGUGGACUCCGGUCAAGAAGUGGAUGAUUUGGAAGUGGAAGAGACCAACGAUGAGAUAACUGAUGCUAAGGCCGAGCAGAAGGUGUUGUUCCCGGAGACCAGUGUCUUGUCUCAGAUCAAGAAUAAGUUAAGACGUCGUGAGAUGUAUGUGAAGCUCAAGAAGCAAAAGAAAGAGGCGAAGAAAGAGUCGCGAACUGAGAGACAAAAUAUGGCGAAAGCUAUGGGAGAAAAGGCCAUAAAACAGGUGCCCAAGACUAUUGAGUCGAUGCGAGAACCCGACGAAACAAUGGUUGAUCCCGAAGAUGAAGAGGUGAAGAUCGACGAGUCGUUGGACGAGAUGUCCGCGUAUUUUCGCAAAGACGUU
Messenger RNA from Oppiella nova, 547 nucleotides. The record is from the annotation of a GenBank genome assembly. NCBI's taxonomy places the organism in Eukaryota, Metazoa, Arthropoda, Arachnida, Sarcoptiformes, Oppiidae.